UACCAAAUUUUAGCUAGCUUAAUAUCAAUUCAGCACGAAGCGCAUAUGAUUACUUUAGCUAGCUUAGGCUGCUGAAAAUCUUUAUAGUGCAAAAAUGGCGUCGGUCAACCCAUUUAAUGUCAGUGACUCCGAGGAAGAGGUUGAACGGCUCCCUAAUGAAACGGUUCACACAAGGAGAAGCCCGAGUGAUGGGGCGCCAGGGCCGCCGCCAGGCAAUCCUUUCUCUCCACCUACAGAAGCCGACCGCCCGACGCUCCUGCUAUCUGGCAACCGGACUAGCCCCAGCGGUGAGGGCAUCUCGGCCGCGGCCCCUUCCGCUAUGGCAGGGAAUGUUGAGACACGGGUAUCGGUUGAUGUCAUUGCUGCUCAGUUGUUACGAGACCAGUACAUUCUCACGGCCCUGGAGUUUCAUACCGAACUGUUGGAAGCAGGCAGAGAGCUCCCGAGGCUGAGGGAUUAUUUCUCCAACCCUGGCAACUUCGAGCGACAGAGCGGCACCCCGCCUGCCAAAGACCAGGCACCCGGACCUGGGGGACCACUGAAUCGAGCAGGCAGCAUCAGCACCUUAGACUCCUUGGACUUUGCUCGUUACUCGGAUGACGGCAACCGAGAGUCGGAUGAAAGGGUGGCAGUGCUGGAGUUUGAGCUACGGAAAGCAAAGGAGACCAUUCAGGCUCUGCGCGCCAACUUGACUCAGGCAGAAGAGAGUGAAGUACCCUCUCAGGAGAGAAAAAACUUCAAGUCAAGUCCUGAAAUUCAGGAGCCUAUACGCCCACUGGAGAAAAGAGCCCUAAACUUCCUUGUGAAUGAAUAUUUAUUAAAAAAUGAAUACAAACUUUCAUCCAUCACCUUCUCUGAUGAAAAUGAUGAUCAGGACUUUGAGUUGUGGGAUGAUGUUGGCCUCAACAUACCCAAACCCCCAGGCCUUUUACAUCUCUACAGGAACUGUGGCACCCCUCUCCCUCCACCUCGAGACACAGUUGAUGCGUCAGUGGGAGUAGACUUGGGCGAUCUUCCAGGAAACUGCAUUGCCCAAGAUCUACCAAAGAAACCUGGCCUCUCCCAGAAGCAGCAGACAGAAGUUGUGCAGGAGUUGGAGUACCAGAUUAGCCUCCUCAACAAUGAGAAGCAGCGCCUAGCUGAGCAGAUCAGGAAGCUGCAGAGUGAGAUUCAGACACUGAAGAGGAGUGUUUCUAUACUGCCUCCAGCCACUCUGGACCAAGACUCCCAGAAUACCUCUAAUCCCCCCUCCUCAUCCACCACUACCACUUCUAAUAACCCUCUCUCUGUGCCUCCAGCAGAUAAUGGCCAGUAUCUGGACAUUCGAGGGGGUUCAGAACUUGAAACUGAGCUAGGCCCCCCCUCUGCUGAGAAGGCGUCACAGUCCCACCCACAGUCCCAUAGCAAGCUUAAAAAUCGGCCUCUUGUCCAGUUUGAUCAACCGAACAGGAAGUUAUCCCCGGCCUUCCAGCAAGCCCUGCUGUCCUUCUGCAGAAUGUGUUCUGACAGCCGCCUGGGAGCAGAGGUGUCUCGAAUAGCAGACAGUGAGGAGAGUGUGAUGUUAAUGCUGGGCCGCUGUCUCCCUCACAUCGUUCCCAAUGUUCUCCUUGCUAAACGAGAGGAAUUGAUCCCACUCAUCUUAUGUACUGCCUGCCUUCACCCAGAGCCUAAAGAAAGAGACCAGCUCCUCCACAUCCUUUUUAACCUAAUUAAGAGACCAGACGAUGAGCAGAGACAAAUGAUCUUGACGGGGUGUGUUGCAUUCGCAAGGCACGUGGGUCCCACCCGUGUUGAGGCCGAACUACUUCCUCAGUGCUGGGAACAGAUUAACCACAAAUAUCCUGAGAGAAGACUGUUGGUGGCUGAGUCCUGUGGAGCUUUAGCGCCGUACCUGCCUAAGGAGAUCCGUAGCUCCCUGGUGUUAUCCAUGUUGCAGCAGAUGCUCACUGAGGAUAAGGCUGAUAUGGUCAGAGAAGCUGUGGUCAAGAGUCUGGGCAUUAUCAUGGGUUACAUAGAUGACCCUGACAAGUACUCACAGGGUUUUGAGCUGAUGCUGCUGUCCCUUGCAGACCCAUCAGAGAGGGUGGUCAAUGCUGUCCACCAAGUCUUCAUUCCUGCCUUUGCUGCCUGGACCACAGAGCUGGGCACCUUGCACACUGCACUCAUCCCUUCUCUGCUGGCACGGAUAGAGAAACUGCUUAUGCAAGGAGAACACAGUCUGGAUGAACACAAGUUACAUGUGUUUCUAUCGGCCCUGCAGUCCCUCAUCCCUCCAUUGUUUGCCGUGGUGCUGCAGAAUGCACCGUUCACCAACAGAGUCAAACUCCACAGUGACGUGCCUGCAAUAGAGGUGACCAGGUUCCCCAGGCCAGCUUCUCCUCUCCAGGAUGUGGCUACCCUCAUAGGCAGCAGGGAGAUGCUGAGUGCCCUCCUGCUACUCUACGACCACCAGCUAGAGCAUGAAGGAACCACUGGCUGGGACAGCCUGCUAUGGGUGGUCAAUCAACUCCUUCCUCAGCUCAUAGAGAUUGUGGGUCGCAUCAAUGUGACGUCAUCGACUUGCUUACAUGAGUUCUCUCGCUUCUUCUGGAGGUUCUGUCGCACCUUCGGCAAGAUCUUCACUAACACAAAGGUUAAACCUCAGUUCCAGGAGAUUCUACGACUAUCUGAAGAGAAUGUUGAUGCUUCAGCAGGGAAUGGUAUUCUCACCAAAGCCACAGUCCCCAUCUAUGCCACCGGAGUGCUGACAUGUUACAACCAGGAGGAGGAUCGCAAGUUGUUGGUGGGUUUCCUAGAGGAUGUUAUGACAACCCUGUCGCUGUCUCAUGCGCCUCUUGACAGCCUGAAGGCCUCUUUUGUAGAGCUUGGUGCCAACCCCGUGUACCAUGAAUUGCUGCUGACUGUUCUGUGGUACGGAGUGGUCCAUACCUCUGCGCUGGUCCGAUGUACUGCAGCACGGAUGUUUGAGCUGCUGGUGAAAGGGGUGAAUGAGACGCUGGUAGCUCAGAGAGUGGUGCCGGCUCUCAUCACACUGUCCUCCGACCCUGAAAUCUCAGUGAGGAUAUCCACUAUUCCUGCCUUUGGCACCAUCAUGGAAACUGUCACACAAAAAGAGCUGCUGGAGCGUGUAAAAAUGCAGCUGGCGUCAUUCCUGGAAGAUCCUCAGUACCAGGAUCAGCACUCGUUACACAUGGAGAUCAUCAGGACAUUUGGAAGAGUCGGACCUAAUGCUGAGCCACGCUUUAGGGAUGAGUUCGUGCUGCCACAUCUUCACAAGCUGGCGCUGGCUAACAACAGUCAGACAGUGGAGAGCAAGAGGAUCGACAUCGCCACUCAGCUGUUUGAGGCCUACAGCGCCCUCUCCUGUUGCUUCAUUUCUGAGGAGGUGAUGGUCAACCACUUCCUGCCUGGCCUCAGGUGUCUCCGCAGCGACAUGGAGCAACUCUCUCCUGAGCAUGAGGUGAUUCUGAGUUCUAUGAUCAAAGAGUGUGAAAUCAAGGUGGAAAACAGAGGAAUGGCAGAUGCACAAGGCUCCAUGUCCAUUGCCUCCAGCUUGGUGGGCGAGGAUGCCAAGACCAAGUUCCUAAGCAAGAUGGGCCAGCUAACCACCUCUGGUGCCAUGUUGGCUAAUGUCUUCCAGAGAAAGAAGUGAUCCCACUGACACUGACUGGUCAAACACCGCAGCUAACUGACAAAACCCUGCUUUCUCUGGGAGUGUGUCAUUUUACUGGGCAAAGCACCGGUUCAGCUUAAAGUAGAAAAAAAAAGUCAAGUGUGAUGUUUGUUCAGUUUCCAGAAGUGAAGGUUUUCUGGAAGUUGAUUUAAAGUGUCCAGUGCAGCAGGACUGUCUAUAAGCACCGUGUUUAUUGCAGUGAAAGCUGAGGUUUUCCCCUCUGCAUUAUUUUCUCUCCCUGAAUUCAUAAUUAUGAAGAAAGUCAUCAAGUCUUUUAUGAAUCAGUGUUGGUAAUGUUUUCAUUUCAGGGUAAAUGGAGAGUGAGAGCAAAAAGUCUGAACAGUAUUGAAACUCACCACAAAGUGAUAUCAAGGGGUGUGUUUUCCCUGGAUAUCACUUGACAUGAACGUAUCUAGAAUUAGAUUUUCAGUGCACUACUACUUGUUUUAGAACAGGUCUCAUCUUAUACAAAACUCUGGUCAUGACCUGCUGGGUUUCAUUUAGAAUUUUAACACCAUUUUGGAGCCGACAGCUGCAUUAACUGGCGUAUGUGAGUGAACUGAAAGUUUGAACCACAAAAUGGCUCUGGGCGUCUUAGGAAUGCCUUGUACAAUGUGGAUGUGUGGCUCAGAAGCGUUGCCUACUUGAAGCUAAAAAACAUUGUCUCGCCUUUAUUUCCUCAAAGUCCAUCUCUGGUAUUUUGUUUCAAUGGCUUCUGUUUUAUAACUUAUUUAUGUCUUAAUGAAGAAAAAUACUUUAUUCCAACUUCCAAAGAAAUUUGCA
Monopterus albus (swamp eel) is the source of this 4456-nucleotide messenger RNA. It is a transcript of the gene relch, whose product is annotated as RAB11 binding and LisH domain, coiled-coil and HEAT repeat containing. The coding region runs from base 95 to 3652 and encodes 1185 amino acids. NCBI's taxonomy places the organism in Eukaryota, Metazoa, Chordata, Actinopteri, Synbranchiformes, Synbranchidae. Gene Ontology annotation, biological process: intracellular cholesterol transport. Gene Ontology annotation, molecular function: protein binding. Gene Ontology annotation, cellular component: recycling endosome; trans-Golgi network. The record is from RefSeq and is a predicted model, not a curated record. The transcript has 30 exons.